Molecule: messenger RNA, 2851 nt
Organism: Chenopodium quinoa (quinoa)
Lineage: Eukaryota; Viridiplantae; Streptophyta; Magnoliopsida; Caryophyllales; Amaranthaceae
Exons: 2
Coding region: 1475-2515 (346 amino acids)
Source: RefSeq, a predicted model, not a curated record
GCAUUGCUAAAUUAUUGUUAGCUGUUUCGUUAUUAUUGUAUAAAUUUGAUCAAACUGUUGCUGCGCCAUUGUAUUUGUUGUUGUCGCUGCUAAUUAGCUGGUGUAAUUUGUGCAGUUAAUUUGUUGUUGAUUGGCAUUUCGUUUAAUUAAUUGCAGCCUUUUAUACGAUCUAAUUGCCAAAUUAUUGUUGGGUUAUUGGUACAGAUUUGUGUUUGCUGAGCUUUUGCGUUAUUAAUGUUGAUCUAUUUUAAGUUAAUUGCCAAUUUAUCUUGAUUUUGUUGAUUGGCAGUUGUUUAAUUAAUUGCAAACUUUUAUACGAUUUAAUUGCCAAUUUAUUGUUGGGUUAUUGUUACAGAUUAGUUUUGCUGAGCUAUUUCGUUAUUAAUGUUGACUUAUUAUAAGUUAAUUGCCAAUUUAUAGGUUCAUUGUUGGGCUAUUUGACCGCUUUCUUGAUUUUGUUGGAUUGAGAAUUAGUUAUUGUUAGUCCUGCGCUUUGCUAUUUGUUAAUGCUACCAUUAUUUUAAAUUAAGUUGGAUGAAGCAAGGUAUGUGUUCAUGCAAUUAUGAGUGAUUGAUGUUAUUUAAGGGGGUUCAUUUGUUUAUGAUGCUAUUAUUAGCUUAUAAUAUAUUGCUUAUAAUAUGGUUUACCUUGCUGACCUUCUUUUUUUUAUUUUUUAUUUUUAGUAUUUCAUUGUUUAUAGUGAUGUCUUUGGGAUUUGUUGAUGAGGCACCUUCUAACCUAUUGGUUUUUCAUAUUGUUCAGCGGGUAAGAGCGAGUGAUCUCUUUUUUAAAAACUGAUAUGGAGUGUUGGGCAGUGAGAUUGCUGGCGCAUGCUUUGUAAAGUGGAAAAUGUAGCUGGCUUUUUCGAUUUUCCUUUUUUUUUUUUGGGCUUGGGUGUGUUUACUCUUUUGCCUUUAUUGUGAUUAUAUAUAGCAUAGCAUAAAUAUAUGGGCCUUUACUUGUUUUUCUUCAUCAUCUAUCUAUAUAUUUACAGAGCUCAACUUCAUGGGGAUUACAUUAGAGGUAAUGUUUCAUUUAGAUCUAAAUAUGGUUGCUGUUAGUUAGCAUCCUUGCAAUUAUGGAUCACAAUCCUUUCAUUUUACUGACUUUGGAAAUGGAACAUUUAUGACAAACAUUCCCACAGAUUAUGGACACAGCAACACUCUUCCAUUCCACUUGUGAGGUUGAUGAAUGUAGACUUGAAGAAUUUUUUGACAUGCCUGAUGGAUGAAACAGAACAUUUGUUGCUUCACUUGCCAUGGGUACCUUGGUUUAUGUUCUCAUGAGUAUGUACAUCUUUUUUGUGUUGGCCUUGGAUUCACUGACCUGCACUUAUAAAUAAAUUGGUAGACUUUUUCUCUGCACAUGAUGCUUCCUUAUCAUAUGUUUUGAUUACAGUAGUACAGCUGAUGAUUUAUUGUUCAAUCUGGCUUAGUAUUCAUGUUUUAAUAAUUUUACAUUUAAAGCUUGGUUUAUGGUAGAAGUAUUGAAAUGCUUUUGGGUUUUGUUGCAGAGUUAUGAUCUUGCAGUGGGUGGAGAUACAGCUGGUUCUGUUGCUGGGCCUCAAACUCGGAAAAUAUCUAUAUCUUUUUCUUCCCUGCUCAAGCAAGUUGUUGAGUACCUAAAGCUUCCACCACCAGCAUAUUAUUUGGUAGAUGUCCGCAAGAACUCUGUGAAAGUUGAUUUGGAGACUAUACCAGGCGUGGAAUCUGUUUAUGAGGGUGGUGCAGCUGAAACGGUUGGAGAAUCACGUGAAAAGGCUGCAGAAGAUGCUGUGCGUUCCUUGCGGAUAGAAUACAGUGUUCAGGUUGAAGACUUGACUUCUAAGGAAAUCUGCAAGCUUGAGCGUUGUGAAUUUCUGUAUCAGAUGAAACGCAUUGAACUUGAAUCUGUGGAAAGAGCUGGAAGUGAAGUGCCAGUGAAGUGGCCAUCUGUUCCUAAUCACAAGAAGCGCAAGAAAUAUGUCUGUAUUGACUACACAGAUGUUUUGCGCGUUCUUGCUUUGGAGACUAAAGCACGUGUUUCAGAAGUUGAGACUUUCCAAGUUAAACCAGGGAAGUUCUUGUCAUGGGUUACAAUUUAUGCCCCCUCAAUUGCUACUGGAAUGGAGUGCACUUUCAGCACUGUCCAUGCCUGUUCUAGGGCUACCAAGCAAGAUGCAGCUAAGAAGGCUGUUGAGUUCCUGCGCACUGCUUUCAAUCUUGAUAUCAUUGAUCUGAUUUAUGGAAAUGGAGUAUAUGCUGGAAUUAAGUGCUCUUUGGCUCGGGAAAGCUAUUUAGCAGCUAAAGAGCGUGUGCUUGGGAUUCAAGGUGCUUUGCAUUUAGCUCCUUUUUUGGGUGAGGAUGGAUGUGUCACACCUAAGUCAGCUGUGCAUAAGAUACCGUCUCCUGCUCUUCCUCCGCCACCGCCUCACAAGCCAAGAGCCAGGUCAUCUUUUGGUGCUUGCUAUGGUUCGCAGCCAUCACCAGCUCCAGCUGAACUUGAUGCCUUCUUUAAACGUAGGAAGCUUGAUUGAUUGACCGUGGUGCUUUGCAUGGGGGGGGGGUGGGUUUGCUGUUUUGCAGUGCCAUAGUACUAGGUUUGUUUUAGGUGUUUAGGUAUGGUGGAAGACAUGCUUAGUUUGCAGUGCUUUGUAUUUGGGAGGGGGCUUUGUUUUGUUAUUUUUGGUGCUAUGUUCCCUUUGUUUGCCAGGAUGUUAAAUAGUGGCAAUGCAACAUUUUGUAAUGCUUAGAUUUCAACUGAUUUGUAUUAGCUUAGCAGUUAUUCUGGGAACAAUAGCCUAGACUGGUUCUCCAGCAUCUAAUGUAUUUUGUCUGUUUCACUUAAUCAAUGAAAUUUAAUUUCUGUGUCA